This is a messenger RNA of Mesocestoides corti, 1026 nucleotides long. NCBI's taxonomy places the organism in Eukaryota, Metazoa, Platyhelminthes, Cestoda, Cyclophyllidea, Mesocestoididae. The record is from the annotation of a GenBank genome assembly.
AUGUCGGGAUGCGCAAAUUCCUCACCAUUACCCCCUGCCCCUUCCUCUCUUCUGUCAACUGAACUUGAUUGCUGUGUUAUCCCCGUUUGCAAUAAUCUCAAGCUCAUUCAAACAACGGACUUCUUCUAUGCUAACGUUGAUGAUCCAUACACCAUGGGUUGGAUCACUUGCUGCAAUGUGCUGAGUGACCUCUACGCCAUGGGUGUGGUGAACUGUGAUAACCUCCUGCUCCUUCUCGGCAUUCCCACCGACAUGGACUCCACCGAACGCACCAUCGUCACCUCGCUCAUCAUGCAGGGCUUUCAGGAGUGCGCCCUGAAAGCCGGGACGAGCGUGCGCGGAGGUCAGACGGUGUACAAUCCCUGGGUUCUCAUUGGUGGUGCCGCCACAUCCGUCGUGCCGGACACCGACUUCAUCAUGCCAAAUCAAGCCGAGGCGGGCAGCGUGUUGGUGUUGACGAAACCGCUGGGAACGCAGUUGGCCGUGACGGCCUACAACUGGCUGCUCGAUCGCAGCGCCAUGUGGACCGACAAGUGCCAGCCCCUCAUAUCCGAGGAGAAAAUGCGUGCUCUCUAUAGCGCCGCCACGCUCUCUAUGGCCCGACUCAACCGAAACGCCGCUCGACUGAUGCACAGGCACGGAGCGCAGGCCUGUACCGACGUGACAGGCUUCGGUGUGCUGGGUCACGCGCGCAACCUCGCCGCCAUUCAGACCGCGGCGGUCACCUUCGAGAUCCACCGGUUGCCCUGCUUGGAGGGCGUCUACCGGCUCUCAAAGGCCCUCGCCGCCCGCCACCAUAUCGACACCGGUCUGACUCCGGAGACCUCAGGAGGUCUCUUGAUCGUCAUGCCCGAGAAGGAAGCUGAAGAAUUUUGCAAGGAGCUCCUUGAAGCCGACGGCACGCCCACGUGGAUUGUGGGUCGUGUGCUGGCGGCUCCAUCGCCCGUCGAAGCACGCACUGCGCAGUUGUCUCCGAAACUGGAGAUUGUUGAAGUUCCCCACGAAUCCGUUGUCUUGAAGUCGUAG